Molecule: messenger RNA, 1075 nt
Organism: Pneumocystis murina B123
Lineage: Eukaryota; Fungi; Ascomycota; Pneumocystomycetes; Pneumocystales; Pneumocystaceae
Exons: 5
Coding region: 1-1023 (340 amino acids)
Biological process (GO): proteasome-mediated ubiquitin-dependent protein catabolic process
Molecular function (GO): endopeptidase inhibitor activity; proteasome binding
Source: RefSeq, a predicted model, not a curated record
AUGACAUUAAACAGCCAAAUAGAUACCAUUUUUAAUCUUAUUGAAGCUUCUCUAAAUAAUUUUUCAGAAAAAAACGAAGAAAAAACAGACAUAAACCUUAAAAAUUCAUAUGAUGCUAUUGCAUGUCUUAUCAAUGCUUAUAUGCUUAAAACAGGAUAUAAGCUUCUCGGAUUUGGAGAAAAUCAUUGUUUAGAUACCCCAAUUACAGAAUCAGAAAUGAAACCUUUAUCAAAUAUUUUCAAUGAAUCAAGUGAUCCAUUUUAUGCAUUUCGCUAUUCUUUUAAUUCUAAAGAAGAAAUAUAUCUUAUUAAAUUGCUAAAAAUGGAUAAAAAGAUAGUUAUUCUUGGGACAAUAAUGGGAAAAGGGAAUACAAUUACACAUGAUAUAUCUGUUGAUGAUUAUACACAAAAAGGCGUAUUUCCUUAUUCAAGCAAGCAAAAAGAUAGGUCUUUGGAAGAAGUUUAUGUUUCAAAUGAAAAAAUAAUAGAGCUAUUAAAGAUAUAUCAUUCUAAUUUUCUUGAAAAAUUAACUCCUGAUUUGAAGGAGGAGUUAAAUUCUAGAAAAAAUAAUCUUUGUGAAGGACAUUUUUUUCAAAUACCAAAAGAUAAUUUUUCUUCUCGAUGUAUGGAGAAUUCUAUAUCAUAUAAAUUUAAUGUACAAGAAAGAGACAAUCAAACUUCCAACACUUGUAAUAUUUCUAUUGGAAGUGAUGAUUUAUAUCCUCCAGGAAUAGGACAACAUCCUUUGCUAACUCCAUGUAUAAUAAGAGAACCUAUACUAGAUGAAAUUAAGGAUUGUAAUAGUGGAAUGUAUCCUAGUAAAACGCAUCCUAUCUUUAGCGGAACUAAAGCAAAGAAAAAUUUUCAAUUACCUCCAGGCGUCAGAUAUGAUCCAAUAUCUCCCAAUGACGGACUUGGUUUAGGGCUAGGAAAUUUAGGGAACCCUUCACGCAAAUAUAGAAAUAUUGGUGAACCUGAUAAUGAUGAAUUUCUCCCACCAGAUGUAGAUAGGAUGUAUAUAUAAUAUAUAUAUGGUUAUUAAUAACUGAGGAAUAGACCUCAUUUUCUAUUAAAAU